AUGGGAAAAAUGCAAAUAUGGGAAAAACGCAAAUAUGGGAAGAACGCAAAUAUGGGAAAAACGCAGAUAUGGGAAAAUGCAGAUAUGGGAAAGACUCAGAUAUGGGAAAGACACAUAUAUUGGAAAAACGCACACAUGGGAAAAUUGCAAAUAUGGGAAAAUUGCAAAUAUGGGAAAAACGCUAAUAUGGGAAAAAGGCAAAUAUGGGAAAAACGCAAACAUGGGGAAAAUGCAAACAUGGGGAAACGCAAACAUGGGAAAAACGCAAACAUGGGAAAAACGCAAACAUGCGAAAAACGCAAAUAUGGGAAAAACCAAAUAUGGGGAAAAACGCAAAUAUGGGAAAAACGCAAAUAUCGGAAAUACGCAAAUAUCGGAAAACGCAAAAAUGGGAUAAACGCAAAUAUGGGAAAAACGCAAAUAUGGCAAAGACGCAAAUGUCGGAAAACGCAAAAAUGGGAUAAACGCAAAUAUGGGAAAAACGCAAAUAUGGGAAAAACGCAAAUAUGGGAAAAAUGCAAAUAUGGGAGAAGAUAA
This is a messenger RNA of Schistocerca cancellata (South American locust), 537 nucleotides long. RefSeq lists its product as uncharacterized. The coding region runs from base 1 to 537 and encodes 178 amino acids. The record is from RefSeq and is a predicted model, not a curated record. NCBI's taxonomy places the organism in Eukaryota, Metazoa, Arthropoda, Insecta, Orthoptera, Acrididae. The transcript has a single exon.